AUGCCGCUGGCGCACCGUGACUUCUCGUCCGUGCUGACGAAACACGGCUUCGCGGAGCUCAAAAAGAUCGGAGAAGGAUCCUUCGGGAAGGCCCUUCUGGUACAAACCGAGGAUGGUACAAAGCUGGUUUGCAAAGCUGUGGACGUGAGCUCGGCCUCCUCCAAGGAGACGCAGGAUGCUGUGAAAGAGAGCCGUUUGCUGGCUGCUUUGAAGCAUCCCUACAUCGUCCGGUAUCGGCACAGCUUUAUCGAAAGCGGUUGGCUCUGCAUAUUCAUGGAUUACUGCGAGGGCGGUGACCUGUCGAAAGUCAUCGAAUCGGCAAAGAGGAGAGGCCAGCGCUUGCCUGAGGAACAGAUCCUCCGCUGGAUCACGCAGGCCUUACUGGCCCUGAAGUACAUUCACGAGAAGCAUGUUUUGCACCGUGAUCUCAAGAGUGGGAAUUUCUUCAUCUCCAGCAGUGGCAAUCUGAAGAUGGGCGACUUCGGAAUUGCGAAGGUACUGUCUAGCACCAUGGCCUGCGCCAGGACUCAGCUCUUCCCGAGGUAUUACCUGAGCCCCGAGGUAUGCCAAGAGAAGCCAUACACCUGGCCUUCGGACAUCUGGGCCAUGGGCUGCAUCCUCUACGAGCUCUGCGCUUUGAAGGCGGCUGCGUUUCGACAAGUGCCGAGAGGCCUCGAGUCUGUGGAGGCGGCCCUGUGCUGCCAGGUGCCCUUCGAUGCGCCCAACAUCUCCGCGCUUGUGCAGAGAAUCUGCCGUGGCCCCACGCCGACGCUGCCGACCUCCUCGGAGUUCCUGCGCCAGCUGUGCGGGGCCACUUGCCUGAUUGGACAACAAUGGACAACACGAGGCAAUUUCAAAUCGUGUUUGGUUUGGAGCAUUUGGGAAGUCCCCUCUUUGGGGGGGGGGAGGGGGGUGGCGGCUCGUGAGGGCUUUUGUUUCCUUCCGUGGUUUUGGGGAUUCAGGCUUUCAGAUUCUGCAGUGCUGAGGCAGAUAGUUGGGUGUGUCUAUGGGCUCGAUGGAAGUUUUUCUUCAUGCUUUGACCGUUGA
Symbiodinium natans is the source of this 1047-nucleotide messenger RNA. NCBI's taxonomy places the organism in Eukaryota, Dinophyceae, Suessiales, Symbiodiniaceae. The record is from the annotation of a GenBank genome assembly.